Messenger RNA from Polypterus senegalus (gray bichir), 3303 nucleotides. RefSeq names its product 5'-AMP-activated protein kinase subunit beta-2-like. The record is from RefSeq and is a predicted model, not a curated record. Gene Ontology annotation, biological process: signal transduction. Gene Ontology annotation, cellular component: nucleus; nucleotide-activated protein kinase complex; cytoplasm. Gene Ontology annotation, molecular function: protein kinase binding. Bases 219 to 1046 code for a protein of 275 amino acids. Lineage: Eukaryota; Metazoa; Chordata; Cladistia; Polypteriformes; Polypteridae. The transcript has 8 exons.
CGUGCUGUUUGUCUUUGUAGAGACUCCGUUGUGAGGGUUUCUGUUGUCAAACAGGAAUGUGUGAAGAGAAGGGGAGGGGGUGGUCUGUUAUUUCCCAGAAGCAACAGGAAAGAAGACAAAAACUUAACAUAAUUUGAUCGGUCAGUUUAAAGUGGACUGCCCUCUACCUGUAUCCCUAUAGACCUAUUCGGAGCAGCUGAAACGAGCAGUUAUCAGAAAUGGGGAACACCUCCAGUGACCGUGUAACAGGUGAACGUCAUGGAGCAAAAUCGCACCGUACUGAUGGGGCUUCAAGUACUCCAGCUGCUAAAGAUCAUGAGCAGAACAAAAGUAUGACGGACAGCACUGAUGAUCCGAACAUCUUCAAUAUGCAUACUGUAGAAACAAAGCCUUCAGGUGAGAAGGAAUUCAUGCAAUUUUUGCCAGAUUCAGAGGAUCAAGUCAAACCUACAAAACAAGCUCGGCCCACUGUGAUCCGUUGGAGUGGAGGUGGGAAAGAAGUGUAUAUUGCUGGCUCCUUCAACAAUUGGAGUACUAAGAUCCCACUCAAUAAAAGCCAUAAUGACUUUGUUGCAAUUUUGGAUCUACCAGAAGGGGAACAUCAGUAUAAAUUCUUUGUGGACGGGCAAUGGGUUCAUGAUCCAUCAGAGCCAGUGGUUACCAGUCAGUUGGGAACUAUCAAUAACUUAAUACAAGUUAAGAAAUCUGACUUUGAGGUGUUUGAUGCCUUAAAAGUGGAUUCACUUGAAUGCUCUGAUUCAUCAGAUCUUUCGAGUUCACCCCCAGGCCCCUAUGGCCAGGAAGUUUACACAUUUCGGAUUGAGGAACGAUUUAAGUCUCCGCCAAUUCUACCUCCACAUCUCUUACAGGUGAUACUUAACAAGGACACCAACAUUUCCUGUGACCCUGCCUUGUUGCCUGAACCAAACCAUGUAAUGCUAAAUCAUCUCUAUGCACUGUCAAUAAAGGAUGGGGUGAUGGUGCUGAGUGCUACUCACAGAUAUAAGAAGAAGUAUGUCACUUCAUUACUGUACAAGCCUAUCUGACGUGACAGCCUGUGCUGCUUUCCUGGCAUGUUACUAAAAAAUCAGUAUCACCGCGGUUUGCUGAGAUUGCACUGAAGCUAGUUUACAGUAGUUUUUGUGAGGCCUGCACCAAUUUAGCUUUUUUUCAUAUUCACGAGGUAUUUAACUCCGUUUUACAAGUAUCUUUCAUUGAACCUACAUGUGUCUGGUUCCUGCAACUAAAGGAACCAUUUGUCCAGAGUGGAUCUUUUUUUUUUUUAAAUUAAAUUACCAAAGUUGUUAUUUAUUGAUAAAAUUAAGUUAAAGCCACAUUUCUUGGCAUAAAAAUGGUUAGCAUUAGAUUUAGUGAUUUGUUUCAGGAUGAUGAUGAUGAUGCAGUCCAACAGAAUAAGAAUUUGUUCCUCCUUUUUGAAUAAUCAUUUAUCUUCGGUAGAAUGUAAUUGUUUUUGAUAAGAAUACCAAAAAAUGUGUGAUAGAUUGUUGAAAGGGACUGAUUUUGAUAAAUGAAACUGAAAAUGAUUUAAAAUAAUUGUAUUAUUAGUGAGUUUUUUAGUAUUACUAAAGUAUUUUUGAAAGGGGACAACAGUGAAUGAUAUAGUUGACUCCCUACCCCUACCUAUACGUGACAGAAUAAUUGUGCUCUAGAUAUGAUUUUUAAGUCAUUCAAAAAAAAAAAAAGGAAUUCAAUGUUGGGGACAAAGAUUUCAUUGAGUUUUCAUUUUUCUGUCUUCAUAUAGAAAUCUGUACUGUUCCUGUGUUAAGUAUUACAUAGCCUUGACUGCUUGCAUAUUUUAAAGAUAAAACAUUUUAAUAUGUUGAGAACUGGAAAGUCUCUAAAAGUCACUUUUGCAAGAGGGUGCAUUUGUUAGAUUAAACAAUAAGUAAGCGUGUAAUACAGUUAGGUGUAGCUGUGUUUGAAAAGCAGGCAUGUGUGUGUGCCCUCUUGACUUUGUCUCUCUCAGAUUUAAAUUUGUGAGCAGUGUUACUAUGCAUUCACCCAGUAUUGGCCACUUUAAAUUCUGCCAUUUCCCCAAUUGUCAUCAUUGAAACUGUUCUAUAUUUUGGAUGCAUUAAAUUCUGGACACAUACAGUGGAAUCUUGCCCAAGAAAAGGGAGAAGUGUACUGCAGCCAACGAAUUGUGUGGCCGGUGACUGUUUAAUGCGUUGACUGGGAAUUCAGUUCCUUGGUGGCAACAGUACAUUGACAUUUGGAGUUUGACCACAUUUAAUUUAAAUGAGUUAUACCAGGAGACGAGCUUUAUCUUAGAGGACAUAGAUUCUUCUAUUUAAUGUAACUAUUUGUUAAUUCAUGAUUUUUUUUUCUCAACAGCAGCAGCAGCCCAAAAGAAUUUAUAAUAUGUAUUACUGUUUAAUUCCUUGGCCCAAGACAGAUCAUGUGUAAAGAUGAGCGUAGCAUGAAUGUCCGUGGCGUGGGGCAGUCCUGUCGUAAAUUGUCGGCACUUUAUGUGUAAUUGGAAUGUUAAGAUACUAUGCAAAUGACACAAUGAUGUACUGUACUUAAAGAGCGUCAGGAUUCUCCUAGGUUUGGGGUUUUUUUUUUUGCUUUGUUUUUUGUUUUGUUGGUAGUGGGAGCUUGACUAUUUUGUGUCUUUGUUUAUUACGGGUGUUUUAAAGCAUAUAUUUUGACCUUACUAAAGUUUUGAUCAUGCCUGGAUGGAUUGUGCUAUAAUAUAUGAAUUUUUAAUGGACAUUUGGAACACGAAUGAAGGAAUGCAAGGUGAAUGUGUCAUUGCUGGAUUUGCUUUGAAAAAUGAUGUGUGUCACAAAUCUUCCAAACAGAUAAGUCCUUGUGCUGUUGAAAAAGUCUUGGGAAUUAUUAAGUUCUUUUAAUGGAAUUUAAAAGGGAAAUUGAGUGAGAUCAUGAUGCCUCAUUGUUGACCUAAUUAUCUGAUUUUUCGAAACCUACGUGAGUUAACUGUUUACAUAUAUAUUUAUGAAACAUUUUUACGUAAUAAAAUCUAUUAACAUUUCAGAGUACCUAGCUUUAUUUGGCCAUACUUUUCACUGGCGGGUGAACAUGACUGUGUUGUACACUGAGCAGCUGAACGUGUCCUAUCUGUUCAAACCAAUCCCACAUGAAACAAAGGUCCUGCUUAUUUAUACGUUUCAUGUCUGCUCCCUCAGGAAUGGACUGUGUGCUGAUAACGUUGCUUUGUUUGGCAUGUGUAUUUAUUUGUACUACGUUGUCAUUACACUACAGAAUAUAAAACAAAAAUGAAUUGUAACAGUAACGCAAUAAAUGACUUUGAUUCAACUA